This is a messenger RNA of Spodoptera exigua (beet armyworm), 2411 nucleotides long. The record is from the annotation of a GenBank genome assembly. Lineage: Eukaryota; Metazoa; Arthropoda; Insecta; Lepidoptera; Noctuidae.
GCGUCGACCGCCGCAGUAUAAAUCGAGACUAAGUGACGAGCGUUACUUCAAGUACGUCGAUACUUUCGCGUUAUUUACAUUUACUUGUGAAGUGGUUAUUAGUGAAACAUUCCAGUGUUUUGUAAUAAGGAAAUGGAAUCACCUGUUGUAUUGGAUAAACCACCGGAAUACCAUGGCGGUGAACGUGGUUUUCCGUUUGACGACGAGGAAGGUUCGGGCGCGUGGAGCGAGCUUGCUUCGCGGCAUCCCGACAUAGCAGCGCGUCUGCGGCAACGUCCUGCCACUUGGGCCAGGAAGAGGCGGCCUUCGAGCCAGGACGCUACAGACGAUUUCGGCGACAGUUUUGGUGGCUUCGACAGAUUUCCCUUCGACGACAUCCCGCCAGAGUUCAGAGAACAUUUUCCCUCACAUUGGAAUCGCAGAUUUGGUCCUCGUGACGAGCAUCCGCCGCCGCCGCAACAGACACAACAGCACGCGCCACAAUCCCCACCGGCGCAGCAACAGACUGCAGCCACACAGACUGAACAGGAACCCCAACCAGGGCCUUCAGAACCUGAAUCACAGACACACCUCCCUCAAUACGGAUUAAGAAACACAGUUGACCUAGGUCAGAAGAGCCCCGCCGACCCUAGCUUGGUCGAUGCGGACGACAGAAACCAGAGGUCUAUGUCAGCGCCUCCAGACAGUUGCGCACCUCCCAACCAAAGCUUCAAAAUGAGCGGACAGAACCACCAGGAACAACACGCCCCACAACACGGAGAGCAACACUCCAAUGUGCGACACAUACCCAUUUUUGUGGAGGGCAGGGAUGAGCCCGUGAUCAACAAAUCGGUAGACCACGGCACACACUUCGGAGACAGCAAGCCUGCAUACGUGCCGCCGCCGCAACAGCCGCACAUUGACAGAGAACAGUAUUUCGCUGAUGAUAAUUCAGUUCCCUACCAUCAACCACCUAACUUCACCAGGGCUUUUGGAACGCCUUUCAACAAAGGAUUUAGGCAGGGUCCGCAACCAUUCACGCAACAAAAAGUGUACCCGCAAGCCGCGUUUGCCCGAGGUGCGUCACCUCAGCGUUCUCAAUCCCCUAAACCCCAAGCUCACCCACAUCCACAUGAAGAACAUUUCGUUAAAGUGCCAGUGCACCAUGAACAGACUGUGCCUAAGACUGAACCUCCGUCCAGGACUCAACAGCGGCAGGCCCCGCCUCAGCAACAAGCGCCUCCUCAGCAGAAGCAGCCGCCGCCGCAGCAACCAGCGCCGCAGCGCGAGCAAACUCCGCCUCAGCCCAAACCACAACCUACAGCCAAUGACCCCAUCACACAAAUUCUCCGUAUACAAACAGAUGUCUUAAAUCUUAUGACUGAAGUUGAAAACUUCGGUGGUACCAAAAAUGAUAAGAAGUAUUUGUUCCUAGAUGAAAUGCUUACUAGGAAUCUCAUUAAAUUAGAUACUAUUGAAACCGAAGGUAAAGAAAAUAUUCGGCAGGCUAGAAAGGAGGCGAUUAAAUGCAUUCAAAAAUGUAUAGCUGUAUUAGAAGCCAAAGCAGAAAGUAACGCAGGUGUUAAGAAUGAACCUCAGCCUUCAGAUGUAGAAAUGAAGGACGAGAACACAGAAGCACAACAGGCAGCUGAACAAGUCGCAGAAAACGGCGAGGUUGAAAUGAAGGAAGCCACCAAAGAAGGCCAAGCCCAAGAGCAAACAGAGCAACCUACACAUAUAGCCCCGGCGGCCCAGGAAGCCCAGAUUGAGAAGCCGCAGGAGGUAACAACGGAGACGAAGGCCCAAGACGAGCAACCUCUAGUGGCACCAACCGACAAUAAAGAAGCCACACAGGCAAAAGCUGCCGACACACGACCCGACAACACGCCUACCGAAAAAACAGACGAAACAAAAACUGAAGAACCAGAAGGUCCCAAAAAGGAGGGCAAAGUUGUAAAGAAACGAAGUAAGAGUAAAGAAAAUAAGAAGGAUAGUACGAAGCAAGAGGAUAGUAAUAAGGAAGGGAAAGUAGAUGAAAAGAAAGAAAGCUUAGAUAUAAUGCAAGUAGACGACAAAGGUGAUAAGUCGGAACCGCAGGUGAUGGAAGUAGAUGGUGCUGCUAGUCAAUAAAGUUAGUUCGCAAUAGUGAAUCGUCUCAUUAGAUACACAGUCGUAAUACGCGCGCACGAGGCCUUCGUUAGCCUUCCUUAAUCUUCGUGUUAAUUAUUGUGCAUAAAUAACACAGGUGUUGACAAUGUAUUGUUUAUGUUUGUACAUUUUAUGUUUUUAAUAUUAAACAAAUGUGUAAAGAUAUUUGUCCUCUAGGAUUUGACGGUCUCCUCGUCCUAAUAUUUAAUAUUUAUUGUUUAUCAUCACUUGAUAACACAAUUUUCUGAAUAAAUAAUGAAUCCGUUUAAAAGUGUUUUAUUAUU